AAACGUGGUAUUGAAUCAUUGUUAGCUCUUCUUUCGACGCACCUACCAGAUACGAGGGAACGCCUAGUAGCGUUUUUCUGUUCUGCCUAUCAGAGGAUGUCCUGGCUCCGUCAGACAGCUCCAUAUCCAGAACACGAAUGGAUGAAGAUUCUAAAUCAUUUGGAGGUACAUCAUAAGGCUAUGGAUGAGUCUACGCGCGCUCGAAUUACUCUGAAGUUACACUAUCUUGGUAUACAAGAAUAG
Molecule: messenger RNA, 243 nt
Organism: Bipolaris victoriae FI3
Lineage: Eukaryota; Fungi; Ascomycota; Dothideomycetes; Pleosporales; Pleosporaceae
Exons: 1
Source: RefSeq, a predicted model, not a curated record